Messenger RNA from Episyrphus balteatus (marmalade hoverfly), 1141 nucleotides. RefSeq lists its product as uncharacterized. The record is from RefSeq and is a predicted model, not a curated record. The transcript has a single exon. The coding region runs from base 22 to 996 and encodes 324 amino acids. Lineage: Eukaryota; Metazoa; Arthropoda; Insecta; Diptera; Syrphidae.
CUUGACAAAACAUUAAGUACAAUGAAGUUUCUAGUAGUUUUUGCAUUACUUACAGUUUUAGCUGUAGCUGCAGCAAGGAGUCCUCCAAAAUUCCGUCGCCAUCCAGUUGAGGAUAGGCGAAUUGGAGACAGUAGUUCCGAAGAGAGUUCUGAAGAAAGCUCAGAAGAAGAUAUUGCAAGAAACCGACGACAGAGAUUGGGUCCACCACAGGGACGCCGUCGUGCAGGUCAAAGAAGGCCACAUGGUCCACCACCACAACAACAACAACCAGAACAAGAGCAAGAAGAGGGACGUCGUCCACCACAAAACAAACGUCGCCCACAUGAACACAGGCCAGGCCAACAACAACAAGGACAGGAACAACAACCAGGACAAGGACAGCAAAUACCCGGACAGGGACAACAACUUGGACAAGGACAGCAAAGGCCUGGACAAGGACAGCAAAGACCCGGACAGGGACAACAACCAGGACAAGGACAGCAAAGACCUGGACAAGGACAGCAGAGACCCGGACAGGGCCAACAACCAGGACAAGGGCAGCAAAAGCCUGGACAAGGACAGCAAAGACCCGGACAGGGACAACAACCAGGACAAGGACAGCAAAGACCUGGACAAGGACAGCAGAGACCCGGACAGGGCCAACAACCAGGACAAGGGCAGCAAAAGCCUGGACAAGGACAGCAAAAGCCAGGACAAGGUCAACAACCUGGACAAGGGCAACAGAAGCCUGGACAAGGACAGCAAAAGCCAAGACAGGGGCAACAACCAGGACAAGGGCAACAAAAGCCUGGACAAGGACAGCAAAAGCCAGGACAGGGGCAACAGCCAGGCCAACAACCAGGGCAGGGCCAACAACCGGGACAGGGACAACAACCAGGACAGGGUCAACAACCAGGACAGGGUCAACAACCAGGACAGGGUCAACAACCAGGACAAGGACAACAACCUGGACAAGGCCAACAACCUGAACAGGGCCAACAACCUGUUGAAAUAUAAGAAGCCGAACAAAGCGAGGAACAAUAAACACAUGAAUUCAUUCCAGGAAUCCUUGUUUUGAUUUUGAAUCUUGUAUAUGACAAAAAAUUCUAAUAUUCUUUCUUUUAAAGUUCCAAUAAAAUGAUUGUAUUGGUUGAGCUUCAAA